GUGAAGAACAGAGCUUUCUUUUGGGCUUGUUCUGUUUCAAUAUGGCUUCAUAAAAUAAACUUAUGUUUGCUCCAUGGAUCCAUCACUGCUGGAUGUUGGAGCAAAACUCCUGCUAGAAGAAACUGUCUGAGGCCUGAGGCCUCUAUGAAGUUACAGUAAAAGUUAUUUCUACAGGGUUAGCAGUUCUCAGUUUUGGAGAGCAAGUCCUGGAGAAGGAGAACGAGAUGUGGCCUGCUCCAGAUGAGUUACCAGAAUUCAGGAAGCCACACUGGUCCAUUGUGUGGAGCAUGCUGGGCUGGUCAGACACUGACUUGUGCUGGCCUUGGAGAGCAGAGAGAUGGGCUGAGUGUCAAAGUUUGGGAAAGGGAGUUUGGAUGGGGGAAUGGUGGCUCAGCAUGGAGCAUUUCAUGGCUGCCUGCUGGAGAAGCAACAGUUUGUGUCCCCCCCUUGCCCCUCCGACUCAGUGUGCUGCCAUCCUCCAUUGCCACUAUGGUUUUCUGUGAUGGGGAGCAGGAAAGGAGAGAGGAAGAAAGGAUGCUGAGUAAGUGUGUCUGAGCUCAGUAGAAGAGGUAUGUAUUUUAUCCUUGGUGAUGCUGGGGAGGGCAGGGAAAAAAGCUUGAGAAUUGUUGUAAUGAACUAAAUUAUGUAGCAAAAAAGAAGACCUCUUCCAUUUGAACAGAGUAGUACCUUCUUUUCUUGAUUUUUAAACUGCACCCCCACCCCCCCAAUUCUGCUAUUUUGUGCCAUUAAUGCUAAAAUAUACAGAACUCUUUGCUAGCAGUGGAUACAUGCCUAGCUUUUUGUGGUCUAGCUGCUAAAUUCCUCAUAGUUCUUUUGUAUCAUUCUUCCCUAGGCAGGAAUACUAGUUUGAUUUGGUUUUUUUUUUUCAAUCUUUAUUCUGUGUUUAAAUUUCUUCUGGCUUAACCCAAUUCUGAACAUUUAAUAUGACUUCUGCAUCUGCAGGCAUUAUCAUAAAUGCAUGUUACAACAACCAGAGCAAGUAGGGUAAAUCCAAUACUUUAGGUACAUUUUAUGUGGAGCUUUAGCAUAUUUUUGCAUUCAACUAACUCUGGGACUUUUUCAUUUCCUUGAAGGCCUAUUCCACCUCUGGGGAAGGUUUUUAUUUUACUGUUAAUGUAUGAUAUGUAGAAAAUUUAAGAAAUGCACAUGGGCAUACGGAGAGUUGGAUAAUACCUCGAGAGACUCUCAAAAUGGAUUUCCUGCAUUUAAAAUUGUGCUGUGUAGAGGCAGCAGGAUUAUGACUUGCACUUACACAGUCAGCAACUGGAAAAAUGCCAGAUUCUGAAAAUAAUUUGGUGUCUUCACAUGUGGAUGUUAUAAAUGGUACUUCAGUCUUGAGUGAAAUGAAAAUUUCAGAUGAAAAGAGAUCUGUUGAAAAAAGAACAGUGGCUCAGAUUGAGAAGAAUGGCUAUCCUGACUCGAUAUACAUAAAUGCAGCUAAGAUUUUUCAGGGCAUUCAUACUGAAAAGAGUGAGGAUAAAAUGCAGGUGCGGUAUGGCGAUAACUCAGAAUCUCCCAUGAUGGCUUUUAAAGAUGAGCAUUCCAAGCGUGUAUCUUAUGAGCUGGCUUUCAACACUCUAAAAUAUCAAGAUCUUCUUGAAGAAAUAUUGUUAGAUAGUCAUACUUACCCAUGCUACUCAAUACCAGAUGAGUUAACCAGUUUGCUUGUUGUGAUGCUUUAUGACCUACAAGACCGAAAGUUUAAAAAACGAAAGAUUUUUGCUGAAGAGGAACUUGUAGCAGAAGUUCAGGAAAUAGGCAAUUAUUUAUACAGUUAUAGGACCAAACUGGCAGCUGCGCUAGCACGAUGUCGCAUCAAAUAUGAUGCUCUUUCAAUUGAAUACUUUGUACCAGAAACCGUAUGCAAGCAGGAACAAAGGGCUUCUACUUUACCUCUCUGGUUUUGGGUAAACACACUUAAAAUCAGCCUUGAAGAUGUCAUUAGAGAUUUGGAGAUGAAGGGAUUCACAAAAGUUGAAUCUGUGUCAGACUUUGACCAUUACACGUAUGCUGUGGACCAACAUUGCCAUGAUGUAUUGGUUUUUCCUUCCUCUCUUAAAGAAGAACUGCUUAAUUUAGAUCUUUUUGCAGAUUGCAAACUCUUGCUGCAGGAUAAGUCUCGCAGCCUUGCUGUACAUGCUGCACAGGCGCUGUUGAGUGAAGGUGGUGACAUUAUAGUGGCCCACAUAGGUUCCCAUCUGACCAUUGCCCGUAUGUCAGUGCUGACAAAUCAGAGCAGAGCCAAAAUUUUUGCUUGCGGUGUGAAAUCUCUGGCAAAAGAAGAAGAGCUGAGCAACAGUUUCAGUCACAUGGGAUGUGAAAAUAUUCAGUUGUUACAUGAAGAUUUUACUGAGCUUGAACCAACAGACUCGAGGCUUGAUAAGGCAAAAGUUAUUUUGCUGCUACCACAAUGCUCUGGACUGGGUGCUGGCAAUCCAAUGGAGUUUAUUUUAAGUGAACACAGAGAUCCAGGAUUGCUACGAGACCUUUUCCAGGGAUUUGUGUCUGAGGAUAAACUCGGUGUUCUUGCUGAGAGGCAUCUUAAUGAGUUGAUCCAUGCACUGAAAUUUAAAAAAGUACAAGCUAUUGUUUACUGCACUUGUUCAGUUUACCCAGAAGAAAAUGAACUUGUAGUGCAAAAAGCACUGGAAUCUGAAGUGGAGGGAGAUAAAGUACGACGAUAUAGGCUUAUUCCUUCUGUUUUUUCUACUUGCACCAAUUCAGAGUCUUCCACUGAAAUGUUUUUCAAAAUAGAGCCAUCAGAAAUUUCCAGUGGCUGUUUCCUAGCUGUUCUACAGAAAGAGAAAGAUACUUCUAAAAAAGUGCCUGCUAAAGACAUUUUGGAUUCUGCUGCAGUAGAAAAUCUACUAGAUGACAUCACUGAAGAAAAACCAAAAGAAGAGGUGAAAAAGCAGAAAGUAAAACGUAAACGUAAGGUUGCUGCUAGUAAGCCAAAAGCUGCAAAGCUCCUUCCCCGCCAAACUGCAGCUAAUGUUAAGACUGAAGUUCCUGUGUCUAAAUCAGCCAGUAAGAUACCAGAACAGCAUGAGUACCACACAAAAAUACCCAGUGACAUACAAGAAAAGCGUGCGUCCCGAAAAAAAGCAGCCGGUAACUCACCACAGAAGACUGCGCACAGGAAAAAAACAGCCAAUAACACACCACAGAAGACUGUGAGCCAAAAAAAACCAGCCAGUCACUCACCACAGAAGAAAGUGCACCGAACAAAAGCAGCCAGUAACACAUAACAAAAGAAUGUGCACUGAACAAAAGCAGCCAGUAAAAUACCACAGGGGAAUGUGCACUGGAAACAAGUAGUAACAUACAACUAAAGAAGGAGCACCGAACAAAAGCAAGCACUAACAUAUCCAUGUCUAAAGCAGUCAGUAACACACAGCAAAAGAAUGUGAUCCCAACAGACAGCUGAAGAAAUCUGUGUACCACAGCCCCACUGAAAGUGCCAAAGCCCACAUCUCACCUGUCACCUCUGGGCAAGGUGUAUGAGAGACAGACACCUGCUCAAAAAGCAGGUGGAGAACAGAACAGGGUUGCA
Ficedula albicollis (Collared flycatcher) is the source of this 3574-nucleotide messenger RNA. RefSeq names its product NOP2/Sun RNA methyltransferase family member 7 (gene NSUN7). Gene Ontology annotation, molecular function: methyltransferase activity. The record is from RefSeq and is a predicted model, not a curated record. NCBI's taxonomy places the organism in Eukaryota, Metazoa, Chordata, Aves, Passeriformes, Muscicapidae. The transcript has 12 exons. Bases 1293 to 3269 code for a protein of 658 amino acids.